Molecule: messenger RNA, 597 nt
Organism: Melitaea cinxia (Glanville fritillary)
Lineage: Eukaryota; Metazoa; Arthropoda; Insecta; Lepidoptera; Nymphalidae
Gene: mRpS18C
Product: 28S ribosomal protein S18c, mitochondrial
Exons: 2
Coding region: 116-529 (137 amino acids)
Biological process (GO): mitochondrial translation
Cellular component (GO): mitochondrial small ribosomal subunit; ribosome
Molecular function (GO): structural constituent of ribosome; small ribosomal subunit rRNA binding
Source: RefSeq, a predicted model, not a curated record
AAUGUCAAACUCAAAAUAUUGUCAAAUUGACAAUUUUUUUCAGUAGGAAUUUGUAGGUUAUGUUGAUUUCCUUUCGGUAAAUAACUAAUUAUUAAUUAAAAAGUACUAUUCAGCAAUGGCACUUCUAAAAAAUUUAAUAUUCCGUAACGCUUUUUUAAUAACCCAUAGAGCAAUAGUAUCGAUUAUACGGCCUUCAUCGAACGCUCCUGUAAUCGAAGAUGAAGAUGCACCAAUCGAAAUGGAAAACCCAUUCAAGAAGGAAAGAGUACAAUGUAUUUUGUGUAAACUAAACAUAACACCAGAUUAUAAGAAUUACCGCCUUCUGUCUCAAUUUCAAAGUCCAUACACGGGACGAAUAUACGGAAGGCAUAUAACUGGUCUUUGCAAGUCGAAACAGGCUUUAGUUGAAGCUGAGAUUAGGAAAGCACAGAACUGUGGUUAUAUGCCAUAUUAUUAUGAGGACAAAACAUUUUUGAAGGACCCCAAGCUCUUUGAUCCAGAAAAUCCUAUCCGUUCGCAUAGAUUUUAAUUUAUUUUUAGUCAUUUUAGUUUAGGUAACUGUUAUGUAUGAUGAUAUAAUAAAAUGUUAAAGAUAUA